GGUUUUCAGUUCAUCGCGAUCGUCUACCUGGUGUUAGUCUUCCUCGAGUAACGGUAAGAGUCAGUUCGUUGAGGUCUCACGAGAGGUGUGUGUGCGCUCAAAGGCUGUACGAUCCACUCGCACAAUCGCAGGUGCAUCCACAACACAGGCAAAAGAGAAGAAGAUCGCACUAUAAGAAAAUCUAAAGAUCUGGGCGAUCGAGUGGCAGGAAAAUCUUCUUUUCGGAUAAAUCUCGUGAACUCUGUAGUCGAUGGAAUAGAGGAAUCAUGUCGUCGGAUCGUUUUCACAAAGCUGCGAGAGAUGGGUUGAUUGAUGUCCUUAAGGAAGGCACAGCCAAGGAGCUAAACACGAGAGAUGCAACUGGCAUGACUCCUGUUCACUGUGCUGCCCUGGUGGGUCGUUUGGAUGCCCUGAGGCUUCUAGUUGGCAGAGGUGGAAAUCCAGACAAAACAGAUUAUUAUGGCAAUACAGCCCUUCACAUUGCAGCCGCCAAGGGUCACAUGCAGUGUGUGGAUUUUUUGGUGAAAUUUGGCGUGAAUCUCUAUGCAAAGGACAUCGAGAGACACAAUGCAAAGCACCUGGCUUGCCUGAAUAAUCGCGAAGACAUCCUCAUCUAUCUGGACACGGCAAUCGCGAACUUGGAGAUGACGGAUCGGCGGAAGGCAAAGGCUCUGCAGGAGACGGCAGAGAAAGAAUGCUUGAAGGUGAUUGCCAAGUACAACAAAUACAAGCAACGGAUCAAUCAGGAGAAUGACGAUGACGUCCACACAAUGCCCCAUCGUACGUCCACCGUACUCCGGGCUAUGCGCAAACUUCCGCUGGGCGGAAGUAAACGCGAUGCAGCGGCCACUGAAGCAAGUCCACAGAACAACAAUAAGACCAACUUUAGUUCCCACGUGCGUGGAACUUUCUCCCGUUCACGUGGUGUUCAGCGACACAUUCCACAGUGGAUGCGUCAUGGGCCCAAGGAUGCUGUUGUGGAUGAUUUCCGGGUGCGCAAAAUGGAUCCAUCGGGUAAGCUCACAGUCAGCUCAUUGCAGGGUACACGACGAGACUCCGAAGUCCUCUACGUGGGCACGCAUGCGUCGGCGAAUGGAACAAAGGGAGAACGUGGUCGUAUUCGGGAUGUCUUUGAAGUUGGCACCAUAAGCAAUGAGGAGGAUGAUGCGGAAUCCCUGCAAAAUUCCUACGGAAACCUCUCGAGAUCCGUGAGUCAGCCCGACUUCUUGGCUGCUGUGUCCAAUGGGGAUGAUCUCAGUGAGGAAAUUGCAAUGCAGAGACCUUCGGGACUCUUCAAUCGACCCUCCCUGGGUACUCUUGCCUUUAGACGCUCUGUAAAUGCUACACUGUCUCAAAUGGCUCUGGAUGCAUCAUCAAUUGAAUCCAAUGAGUCACGAAAGAAGAAAUCGCAAAAGAUAAAGCCAAGGAAUCAAUUUAAUCUCUCUGACAGCGAUACAGACGUAGCUAGUUCGAGUGAUACAGAUCAGGAGGAUGGACGAACGCCACUUGAACGAUUCCUAUUGGCUUUUGGCCUUGAAGAGUACUACCCCAUUUUCGAGAAGGAACGCAUCACAUUGGAUAUUCUGAUGAUUCUCAAGGAGCAGGAUAUUGAGAAACUUCAGCUACCAUUGGGGCCCUUCCGUAAGCUAAUGAAUGCCGUUGAGGAGCGCAGAAAUGCUCUAAGUAAUCCAGGUGCAAUCACAGAUAGUCGCUUAUGAAGCACACACUUUAUAAUAGAGGCUGAGUGCCAGAAAUUCUUUAUUCUUCUAAAUAAAUUUCUUGUAAAAAAAACUUGAUAAACUGUUCAAUUUCCUAUGUUCCAAUUUUGAGUAAAAAUACGAUGCGAUCUCAUGUAAGGAAACGUUGUGAUCAUGCGAUCUUCACAUUAAAACUGUUCGCGAUCUUGCAAUCUCUUAACAUUCUCUCGCAAAUAAAUUCAAAUAUGGUCUGUACUCUGAAAACAAGAUUAAAAGAUCUUAAUUUCUGGAUUUUAUAUAAAGUUAAGGGAUACUUUUAAGAUUGACUUUAGAAAUAUUCUUAAAAAAAGAGAUCUUCACUUUGAUGUAACAAAAACUUAUUCCAGUUAUUAAAGCAUAAUAUCCACCUUUUGUGAUCAAUCUCAAGAUUGCUGGGAAUACAACUUGGAGUAAAUUCCACCGGAACGGAGAAGAUCGCAAUGCGUUCCCAUUUCGGCAAUCUGCCCACGAUCGAUGACACAAAUGAGAUCAGCAUUACGAAUGGAGGACAAUCUGUGAGCAAUUACGAUGCAUGUGCGGUUCUCGCUGGCUUUCUCAAGGGCCAUUUGCACCGUCUUCUCACUCUCCGUGUCCAGGGCGGAUGUGGCCUCGUCCAGAAGAAGAAUCUUUGGCUUCCUCACCAAAGCCCGCGCAAUCGCAAUCCUCUGCUUCUGUCCACCCGACAAUUGCGUCCCUCUCGAUCCCAGAGGGGUGUCAUAGCCCUAUGAAUUUAAAAGGAUUCUUUUCAUUAAAAUUGAACCAUUCAAAAAAAAAUUCUAAAAUAAAAAGGAAACUCACGAGUGGUAGCUUUGUGACGAAUUCCGAAUGAAUUCGAGCCUCUUUGGCAGCUUCGAUGAUCUCCUCGAUGGGAACAUCUCGUGAAUUAUCUCCGUAGGCGAUGUUCUCAGCGAUGGUUCGAUCAAACAGGACGGGCUCCUGCGACACGAGACCCACAUGCGAACGAAGACGUCCCAGAGCAAAGUCCUGCGUCGAUACGCCAUCAACUUCCACCUUUCCCUCAUCAGGAUCGUAAUAGCGAAGAAGAAGCUGCAUGCACGUUGACUUUCCACAUCCAGAAGGACCCACGAGGGCCACUGUUUUCCCUUCAGGAAUUCUUAAAUCGAGUCCUCUGAGAAUCUGAACUUCUGGUCGUGUUGGAUAAUGGAAUUUUACAUUUUCAAAUGAUGCAGCUCCUGCAAUUUCCUGGAAUUAAAAAGUUUAUUGGGCAUAAAAUUUAAUUUUAUGAGAUUAAAGAUUAAAAAGUGUUAAAAAGAUUUUUUUUACAUAAAAUAAAAGCAUUAGCUUUUUAUAAAUAAAAAUAACAAAGUUUUGUUUAACAUCUGUACGAUGAAUGAACUCAAAUUAACUAAAAAUAAAUUUAAAAUGUAUAACAAAAAUUAUACUUUAAUUAUUUUAUUGCGUGAGGUAAUAGGAUAAAAACCUAAUUCCAAGAAAGUUUUAACGGAUUUUUUUUUCAUAUUUAAUCUACUAGACCUUUUUGGAGCUUCCUGCUUCAAAAAAAACUGUUAUAAAGUUUUUAAGAUCUUUUGUAGCUAUCGAUUCUUUCACAUUCAAGAAUUUUAUUGAUUUCUGAGCGCAGAAAAGAAA
This is a messenger RNA of Lutzomyia longipalpis, 3344 nucleotides long. RefSeq names its product pre-mRNA splicing regulator USH1G (gene Sans). Gene Ontology annotation, molecular function: protein binding. The record is from RefSeq and is a predicted model, not a curated record. The coding region runs from base 267 to 1718 and encodes 483 amino acids. NCBI's taxonomy places the organism in Eukaryota, Metazoa, Arthropoda, Insecta, Diptera, Psychodidae. The transcript is spliced from 7 exons.